Phytophthora sojae is the source of this 951-nucleotide messenger RNA. RefSeq lists its product as hypothetical. Gene Ontology annotation, molecular function: zinc ion binding. The transcript has a single exon. The record is from RefSeq and is a predicted model, not a curated record. Gene Ontology annotation, cellular component: cytoplasm. The coding region runs from base 1 to 951 and encodes 316 amino acids. NCBI's taxonomy places the organism in Eukaryota, Oomycota, Peronosporomycetes, Peronosporales, Peronosporaceae.
AUGGACAUCGGCGCGCACUGCAGCGUGCCCGCUUGCCACCAGCAGGACUUCCUGCCCUUCACGUGCGACUGCUGCAGCGGCGUCUUCUGCCUGGAGCACCGCAGCUACGACGCGCACGAGUGCCCCAAGGCCGGCAGCCACGACCGCCGCGUCGUGCAGUGCCCCGUGUGCCGGCAGCUCAUCCGCUGGACGGCCGAGCAGGACGUCAACGCCGUGUGGGAGCAGCACGUGCGCGUGGGCCAGUGCACGCGCGAGAAGUUCCAGCAGCAACAGGGUCAGACGCAGAAGCCUAAGAAGCCCAAGAAGAAGCGCUGCGCCGCCGACGGCUGCCGCGAGGUCCUGCUCACGUCCAACCAGUUCCACUGCACCAAGUGCAGUCAGGACGUGUGUCUCAAGCACAGGUUCGAGGCGGACCACGCCUGCGAGAGCAAGCGCCAAGCGCAGCGGCAGCAGUGGCUCGGCGGCUUCUACAGCAAACCCAGGAGCUCCAGCACCGCGAGACCCAGGCAGGCGUCGGCAUCAACGUCGAUGCUCCAGAAGAACGCACAGCAGGCGGCGGCAUCCGUGGUCAGCGGCACCAAGUCGGCCGUGUCUUCCUUGGUACAGAACGCCAAGGCUGCGGGCAGUGCCAUGAACGUCACCGCCACCUCGGAGGAGUGCCCCAUGUGUCAGCAGAAGUUCGCCUACGUCAGUCAGCUCAUUGCGCACGUAAAUCGUGCCCACCCGGACUCGUCCGACUCCAGGAGAGCUCCCGCUACUGCUGCUACGUCGCAGCCGGUUGCUCGCGCCGCUGCUACUGCUGGGGUCCCUGCAGGCAGCGAGGUCUGUCCGCAGUGUCGCGCUGUAUUCCCCAACCUGACCGCACUUAUCCAGCACGCCGAGACUGCGCACACCGGCGCCGUCGCUGCGGGACGUGCUGGUGGUGACCAGGAGAAGUGCAGCCUGAUGUAG